AUGGGAAAUAACGAUCCAACGAGUGAAUUUAUGUAUCAAAUUCCUCUUCAGGGAUUUAACAACAAAUCGUUAUCCGAAGGCGGAUUUGGAUUAGGUUUGGGUUUGGGUGGGAAUAACAGUGAGAGAGGUGGUCAACCUUUAGAUCUCAAAGCACUCAACGAACGAUUACAAACCCUCGGACUUGGUGGACCAUCUAUUGAUUCCUUGGGCACAUCAAUACCUCGUCAACCCCCACCCACCACCACCGAGAACCUCGCUGUACAUACCCAAGCUACAUCUUCCGUAUCCCCUUCACCGACACGAUCACAAAACGCCCAAUCUCAACUCGGAUCUGGAUUCCGUACCAAUCACUUCCUAUCACCCAACUCUGCAUUCCAACAGCCAAUCCAAGCUUUUCCUUCCGUCACAGAACUCGCACCGGGAGAUUCGAUAAGUAUGUAUCGACCUGCUCGUGCACCUUCCACAGCGGCGAGAAGUCAAAGGAGAGGUGGGACCAAUGUCGAUCCUGGUGAGACGGGUGAAACCCCUUUCACACCUGAAGAAGCGUAUGAGAAUGCUCCAGGUGAUGGGGCGAGCUACUGGUCUCAGGAUGAUAUCACUGCUAGAUCACCAAGAACAGGUGCGGGUGGGUUAGAGGAUGAAGCUUUGACUAUUGGUCCGACAAGCGUAUGGACGAGGGGUGAUAUGGGAAGAGACAUGUACGACCACCGAGAUCGACUUUUACGACAAGAGUCAAAUCGCAACCAAGAACAUAUGGAAGAGUUGCAAAGACAGAUCCGAGAAGCUCAAAAUUUAGCUACUACAGCUACAAAACUCGAAGCUGCAGAAAAGCAAUUGAGAGAGUUACAAGCUAGGUUAAUUGCUGAGCAAGUCGCUCGAACUCAGAUCGAACAAGAAGCAGGAUUGAAAGAAGAGGAAAUGAAGAAUUACCAGAAUGAAUGGGCUAGUGCUGUUCGGGCAUUACGAAGAGCGAGAGAUGAAGCUGAAAAGAGUGAUGAGGAGAAGAGGCGAAUACAACGUUGUUUCGAAGAAGCCAGAGAUAAACUAUGGAAAUACCACGAAGCUCUGAGAGUACGUGAAGCUAAAGCACAAGGUAAAGAAGAAGGUAGAGCCGAGGCAUGGCAAGAGGCUGAACGAUGGAUGGGCAGCUCACCACCCAUCCCAGGUGUAGAGCCUGUUCAAAUGGUACCCGGAGCUGUCUUACAUCAGACACCGAUGAUGCAAACGCAGACACCGUUGUUCCUUCAGUCUCCGACUAACCAAUAUUUCCAACAAGCUGCUCAACAGCCUCAACAGCAAUACCAACAGCCUCCACCGCAGGGACAGCAGCAACAAGCUCAACAACAACAGUGGCAAGGACCUGUCUCGCCUGGUAACAACGCACCAAUGCAAAGCAUCGCUCAGCUCAUGGAGUAUUUCGCUCAAAACCCAGGAGCAUUCCCUCAAUUCCAACAGGGCCAACAACACAUCUCCCCACCUCAGCAGAUUUCACAACCUCAGACUCAGCAACAAAUGCCAUCUCAACAACCUGCUUCUGUGCAGCUGCCUCCGAUGGCCCAGUCAGUGCAACCACCUCCAUCUGACCAGAUACCCACUACCCAAACCCCUGGUCAGUCAAUGGCUCCUAUGCCUCACCAGACUCCCGGUCAAACAGCUCCAAGUCUCAUGCCUCAGCAAACCGGUGCGCCAUCCCAAUAUCCUGGUGCUGCAAGCCAGUUCAUGCACCCUCAGCCCACUGGUCAGUCUAUGAUGCCUCAGCAUACCGGCCAGCCGUCAGUCGUUCCGAUGAUGCCUCAACAUACUGGUCAACCGAUGAUGCAGCCUCAAUCUACAGGCCAGCCUAUGAUAUUUCCUCAGCCAACUGGUCAGGUCGUACAACCUCAACAUACUGGUGCACCAACCGCCAAACAGCCCACUCCACCACAACCAACUGCGAUUCCUCAACCUAUGAUGAUUCCGGUCAUGGUUCCAAUUGCUCAAACCACCCCUAUGGUCGUCCCUGGUACCAUUCCGGUCAGUGUCGGUCAGCUUCCUCCUAACCAGCCUACCCAAACGCACACCACUGUACCAGCUUAUACUCAGCCUACCAUUCCGCCACAACCUCCCACGAUGUCUCAAAGGACACCUCGAGCACCUGCAACAGCUAUUAACACUACCACAGGCAGGAACAAGGCUCCUGCUUCUACCCGAACUCAGGCUACUCGGUUACCUCCAGCUAAUCGUACAGGCGUUUCUACCGUUCCGCAGGUUCCUCAUCCAGAGUCUGUCCACCAGCCCCACGCGGCCGACAGCUACUUAGAGCGAUUUGAGCAUGAUCCAGAUCUGAAGAAGAUGAUGGGUGGAGCAAGAUCAAAGACCAUACAUUCAUCAGCUGUUCCACCUUCGAUCACCGAGCAUUCACGAGCACCUACUCAGCCUCACACAGCGGCUCGAUCAACCUUUGACGAUAGUGCUUCCAACGUAGACAAGCCUUUGCCGAAUUCUUUUCCCCCAUCUCAGGUGUUAGGUCGAAGUCACACCCAUCGAACACCCUCCACCAUCAGACCCAGUCAAAGUGCCAACAACAGCCAAAAGAUGGCGAGAAGGAUGAGUUUAUCAGAUGGGUUACACAAUUCUCACGCUAUAAGAAUGAGUCAAAUUCCCGAUGGCGAUCGAUACCCUGCUUUCCCAAUUGGCGGUAACCAUCAAGGUAGGACUCAUUCUAGAAAUACUAGCUAUGGAUCUGUGGAUCCAGCUGGGAUCGGACUUCCCCCUUCGAGGGAUGUGUCGAAUGUUCAAUCACCCACUUCCGAGUAUCGAAGAGGCGGACGAAGCUCUGCGCGACAAACUCCCAUCAGGAGUGGAAGGACCAGCGCUCGCAGUCGAGUAGCAGGUGCUCUGAGAAACGAUAUGGAUCUCGAUAGUGAAUUGCCAGGAAUCCAAGAGGACGAGGAGGAGGAGAUGCAGAGGCAUGGUCAUGCGCAGGUACCACCACCGAUGAUGCACCCCAAUGAUAAUGGCAUGCCACCUUCCCAAAUUAUGCGUCAAAUACCAUCCGCCAGUGCGAGAGGUCCACCUCGUGCACCACCUAGUAUGCCAAGCAUGAGACACCGGAUCAACCCGGUCAUGCCACAACCACUAGGCGGUGGACCACCUCCAUUAGCAGGACCAAACAAAACCUUCUCCGAGCCUCACCCUACCCGAGUGGACAGAGGUCACAAGUCUCAUCAUUCUCUCUCAGCACUUUUCCACCAUCGAGAUCCCGCCGGAGCUCGCUCUGAGCAUUUACCAGAACCGGAAUCAGUCUACCAUCCACCAAAGACUCAUGACUUGUUCGUACCACCCAGUUUGGGUCCUGUAGCUGUCAGUGGCGGAGUGGAAGACGUGCAAGGACCUCGAACGUCCGCGUUGGGGCUUAGUGGUGUAAGUAGUGAUGAUGGUAGGAUGAGAGCGCCAACUUCAUCGCAUUCCAGAUCCAAUCAUCCGACCUCAGCUUAUUUUCCACCUUCACCCAAAACCCCUAAACCACCCCAGUCGCCUGCUCGAACUGAAGUAGCCAAUAAAGGAGGUAGACAGGUCAUCAAUCUCGACUCACCACCUGCGCCAGGAACCACCCGUCAAACGGUCAUUAUCACCGAGCGAUCCGAUCCUCGACCUGAAGCUCAUCAGGUGCCUUUGCCUAAAUCAAGGAGUAACGCUCCUACUGCAUACUCCGGUAUGAGUCCGGAGGAUGUUCAAAAUCCGAGAGACGUGCCAUUACCGCCAACCAAGACGUACGAUCCAACUGUCUACUCGCCAAUGGGUAAGGAGUUCUCAGUGUCGCAUCGAGACACCUAUCACCCUCCUCCCACUAAUAGCUCAGCUGGGGGUAUUGCCAAUGAAGCUCAAAGAAUACCCCUACCGCUACCAAGAUCGAAUGCUCCUACAGCUUACAUGCAAGCUCAAGGGAAACAACCAUUCCAGUUCCCCCUUCCGCCAUCGAGAAGUACUGAUCCUACUGCUUACACCACCAAGGAACCUCAUCAGGUACCCCUUCCUCCACCUAAAAGUAUGGCUCCGACCGCUUAUACCACCAGUCCGCCGGAUAACCACACUUCUCCAGGGGCGGGACCACAGGUGAGAUCAAUUGAUUUUGCAAAUGUACCUUUACCUAGAGGAGGGGGUACAGUGUAUGACAUGAAAACUCAAGUCACUUCUGAACCUGAUAUCGACGAACCUCGAGGUCCAUCACGAUCCGCAACGCAUAGGACCCCACCACCACCAUCGAAGAUUGCUUCAACUAAGAAAUCACAUAGGAAGCCAGUCCCUACUAACGGUGGAAAUGGGAAUGGCAAUGGGACAGAACCUAGGAUGUAUCCUUUACCAACUAGUCGAGCACCUACAAGAGGUAAUAGAGCGAGUACGUACGCUGCGUCUGUACCGCCCAUUGAAGAGGUGACGGAGCCUGAGAGUGGAAGGGAGAAUACACUGGUAGGAAGACAAUCUAGGCUGCACUAG
Molecule: messenger RNA, 4476 nt
Organism: Kwoniella mangroviensis CBS 8507
Lineage: Eukaryota; Fungi; Basidiomycota; Tremellomycetes; Tremellales; Cryptococcaceae
Exons: 10
Coding region: 1-4476 (1491 amino acids)
Source: RefSeq, a predicted model, not a curated record